Molecule: messenger RNA, 850 nt
Organism: Branchiostoma belcheri (Belcher's lancelet)
Lineage: Eukaryota; Metazoa; Chordata; Leptocardii; Amphioxiformes; Branchiostomatidae
Product: GTP-binding protein Di-Ras2-like
Exons: 3
Coding region: 200-850 (216 amino acids)
Biological process (GO): signal transduction
Cellular component (GO): plasma membrane
Molecular function (GO): GTPase activity; GDP binding; GTP binding
Source: RefSeq, a predicted model, not a curated record
UCUCCAGUUUGAUGGUUAGAAGCAUAAACAGGCUGAGGAAUAAUAGCCGCAGAGCCGGCCUCUCCGGAGAGUGGUUGUGAGAGGGCAGCGCGCUUCAUGUUGGGCUUGAUUAGUGGAGUACAUCUGUACAACCAGCACGAUUGAUCCGUUCGGGGGAUAUUGUAUCGCAACUCGGGAGACUGUUGGCAGCGAUACACACAUGAUCUGUCACCAAAAAUUCGAGCUGAAUAACAAAACCGUCCAUCUCAGAGUCAUGCCCGAGGCAAGUAACGACUACCGCGUGGUGGUGUUCGGCGCGGGGGGUGUCGGGAAGAGUUCCCUGGUGCUGCGCUUCGUUCGCGGGACGUUCCGGGAGAACUACAUCCCGACUAUAGAGGACACCUACCGGCAGGUGAUCAGCUGUGACAAGAAUGUCUGCACCCUCCAGAUCACCGACACCACCGGCAGUCACCAGUUUCCCGCCAUGCAGCGCCUGUCAAUCACCAAGGGCCACGCCUUCGUAUUGGUCUACUCCAUCACCAGCCGCCAAUCACUGGAGGAGCUUAAACCCAUCUAUGACCAAAUAAGGGACAUCAAGUGCAACAUGGAUAGCAUUCCCGUCAUGCUAGUCGGUAACAAGUGUGACGAGGUCCAACAUAGGGAGAUUUCGAUGCAGGAAGGGGGCGAGUUGGCCAAGAAAUGGACCGUUGCCCACAUGGAGACCUCCGCAAAGACCAACCACAAUGUGAAGGAGUUGUUUCAGGAAUUGUUGCAGAUGGAAAAGCGGAGAUCCGUGAGUUUACAAGUCGAGGGGAAGAAGUGCAAAUCGCGAAGAAGGGACAAACUGAAAGGAAAGUGCACCUUGAUGUGA